AUCGGGACAGUUCUGGGGGUGGAGUCAUGGAAAAAUAAAUUCCCAUGCAGGACCUGCAAAGCCCUGGUAGGCCUCCAGCCUCCGUGGCCACCAGCCGGACCCAGCUCUUGUUCCGGUCCUUGAAGAAAAUAACAUCAGGCGGGAUGAAUCGUUGCAGAGUCAGGGUUACAUGUGAGGCUGGCUUAAAUACGACAUCAGACAUGUUCUUUCAGCUUUUCCUGCAAACAUGUGUUGCUGCGAUGGUUUUCAGUCUGGUUCCAGUCACAGCCGACACCCAGAGGCUGCUGGACAGAGUCCUCAUUUCUACCUCCAAGCAUGGGUCAGCCAGCGAGACAAAUCUGACCUGCUUCAAGUCCUCAGAUCCUGCUGCUGUGGACGCCACGCAGCUCCACGGUGAUCAUAACGACAAGGGAGAUCUGUGGAGGAAAGAUCCAGCCACCUCUGCUCCUCUUCCUCCGUGCUCUUCCUCCUCCUUCUCCCCCACUCCCUCCCAGUGUGCGGUCUGUCUUCUCGGGGAGGUCUACAUCCUCUGUGAUAACCUGCCGGCUGGAGCAGCUUUGUACCUGGAGCGUCCUGGAUCACCUUUCAGCACCAAGCGGAGCGGUUGUCCCAUCCUGCGCACUGCCGGUGAGUCUCUUUCAGCUGAAAUCAUGGCAGGAAGACAGAAGUCCUGCCUAGCCGACACUUUACCUGAUGAACCCAAACUGCCCCCUGGUGAUGCGAACAGAAGAUAUCGUUUUGCUGCUAUUCCCACCCUGAUCUUCGGGGUCGUCAUCGUCACUGGGAUGGUUCUGCGUAGAUGUUGUGAAUCACAGAAGGAUGGUUCUACUGGGACCACCGAAUCCUCAGAUGAUCUGGAGACUGUUUCUGUGAACCUGCCUGGGAUUGAUAACGGACAGCCAAAUGGAGUGUGACCAGUGGAUGAGCCGAGCCACUCAGUGAUGGAGGAAGACAGGACAGACUGAAUUAUGGCAGAGUAGAAGAUGACCAGCAGCUCCUGGGGAAGGUUGGACUUCUUGAGUUGCCUCAGGAAGUACAGUCUCUGGACCUUCUUCCAAACGUUAUCUUUGUCUGAGGACGAGCUCAGGUCCUGAGGAAGGGUGGUUUCUAGGAACCGAAAGUGAUCCACAGUUGACACAGUGUUGUUGAUGUUGGUGAGGGGAGGGGGUGUGGGGCUGUUCUCCAGAAGUCCACCAUCUUAAGAAGACUUAGUCAGUACCUGGUACCAAACAUGGGUCUGUCCUCUGUUAUGUUCUGUUGGCGAACUCCUAGAACUGCUUAUUAUUUGAAUAAACCUCCUUUAUUGUCUGA
Molecule: messenger RNA, 1311 nt
Organism: Girardinichthys multiradiatus
Lineage: Eukaryota; Metazoa; Chordata; Actinopteri; Cyprinodontiformes; Goodeidae
Exons: 10
Coding region: 45-914 (289 amino acids)
Source: RefSeq, a predicted model, not a curated record